Punctularia strigosozonata HHB-11173 SS5 is the source of this 1254-nucleotide messenger RNA. Its product is annotated as aldehyde dehydrogenase. NCBI's taxonomy places the organism in Eukaryota, Fungi, Basidiomycota, Agaricomycetes, Corticiales, Punctulariaceae. The coding region runs from base 1 to 1254 and encodes 417 amino acids. The record is from RefSeq and is a predicted model, not a curated record. The transcript is spliced from 11 exons. Gene Ontology annotation, biological process: aldehyde metabolic process. Gene Ontology annotation, molecular function: aldehyde dehydrogenase (NAD+) activity. Gene Ontology annotation, cellular component: cytoplasm.
AUGACGCAACUCAAGCAUACGGCUAUGGAAGACCUCCCCAAGGAUGUGGGCAAGCCACGGCUCGAGGUUGCGGCGUCCGAAGUAGGAGCAAACGUCAGACGCGCGGUAAUGAACGCAAAUCUGGUCGCAACGUGGGCCAAACCGGAACUCAUCGAAGUACCAGACUGGCAAAAGUCUUGGAGACCGACGAUCAACAAGACGCCGAAGGGCACAGUUCUGAUCAUUGCCCCAUGGAACUAUCCAGCAGGAUUGCUCAUCGGCCCACUGAUUGGAGCUAUUGCAGCUGGUUGCUGCGCGGUCCUCAAGCCAUCCGAAUAUGCUCCCCAUUGGGCCAACCUGGUAGUUGACCUUUUGCCGCGCUAUCUGGAUGCCUCUGCUUAUCGCGUCGUCAACGGGGCGGUACAAGAGACCACGAAGGACCAUAUCGAAGGCAACUCCCGUGUGGCCAGAAUCGUCGCAUCCGCAGCAGCAAAGCAUUUGACGCCGUGCACGCUGGAGCUCGGCGGGAAAUCACCCGCCAUCAUAGACCCGGCUUGCGACCUGAAUCUAGCUGCUAGACGUAUUUUCUAUGGGAAGUGCCUUAACGCUGGACAGAUUUGCGUAUCCCCCGACUAUGUCUUGAUCCCCGAACAGAUACAAGACGAGUUCGCGUCCGCUUUGAGGGCUCAGUAUGAUAGCUUCUAUCCUGAGGGAAGCGCACUAGAGUCGAAUUCUAUGGCUCGGAUUGUCUCCGGUGUGCACUUCGCGCGUCUCAGGGCCUUGUUGAACAGUACGAAGGGCGAUAUAUUCUUUGGUGGGAAAACGCGUGAGGAGGACCUCAGGUUUGAACCAACAGUGGUGAAGAACGUUCCCGGAGAUAUUUGGACCGAUCCUUCCCAUCGUCACUGUUCGUCUAUCGAAGAAGCCAUCCAGUUCGUCAACUCGCGGCCGUACCCUCUCGUUCUGUAUGCGUUUACGAACAAUCCAGAGCUACAGAAGCAGAUCAUUGAUCGGACCAUGAGCGGUACCCUUGCCUUCAACGAUACUAUACAACAACUGUCAGUGAGCGAACUCCCAUUCGGGGGUGUUGGAGAAUCCGGUUACGGAUAUCAAAUCGGGAGGUAUACAUUCGACACAUUCACGCACAUGCGUAGUACAGUGGAUAUACCAGCCUGCGCCGAAGCAGGGUUCAAGCUACGGUAUCCCCCGUAUACAGACGAGAAUUUGCAGGCGAUGAAGGCCGCUGUGGAUACUGAUAUUCCCGCUGACGACUAG